AGGAAAUAAAAAAAGGGUUGCUUGUAUAUGUGUUUGGCUGGCGGAGAUAGAUCGAGACAGACAGACAGACACAAACAAAAAGAUCUCCUUCCCUUCUUCCCGUCCUUUGAGACGGCCCUCAUGCUCCUUGCUCUUCAGGGUGAUUUGGGUUUGAAUAUUAAGGUUCCUGAUUUAUUUUUCGAGACAUGGAAGGAGUUCUUUUCUGGUCAAGUUGCUUCAAGUAUCGGUUGUUUUCAUUCCAAGAAAUGCUUGACUGGCGAUUCUUCAUCCUUGGAGAUUUUCUUUUGGUUUCAUUUGUUAAUUGCACUUAGUUGUCUGUUCUCGUUUAAUGAUCAGCACUGUGUACGUGAUGCUUGUUUCUUCUGAGACAGAUGCUGCAUCUUUAGAAAACUUAUACAAUGCAUUGCUGACCCAAUAUCCAGUUAAAACAUCACAAAAUCCUCUUCUGGGGCUGAAAGAUAUAGAUUGAUGUCUGAGUUUUGGAUGCUGUCUGCAUCUUAAGUAUUUGAUUAGCAAUCACAUUGAAACAUUGCAGACUGUAGUCAUUUGUCAUUGUAUUGGUUCUCUUGAUGGGCAUUGGUGGUGACUGAACAUCAUUGAUCUGAAAGUUCUUUAACAACUCCUAUGUUGUUUAUAUUAAGUGACUAUUAUUAAAAUUCUGAAGUCUCGGGUCUCGUUGAUUUUAGCUGGAGAUUGAUGCUGUAGCUUUGAUCAACCAUUUUGUUUAGGCCUUGGAAGUGUCAGUAUGAUCUCCAGUACUUGUUCAUUUCAACCACCUGCAUCCCGUUACCAUUGCAAAACCAUGGGUCUAUCUACCAAUAAAGCUAUCCAGCACAUCCGUCAGAUUUUUUUGGUUUUUGCCAUAUUUUUGUCAUGACAGAGAACUGACAGUGGAGUUUGCUGGACAAGCAGAUAUCUGCAAUAUUUUGUACUCCGUACUAAGCAUUGUCUACUAGAGAUAAUUGCCAUAAAUUUUUUGUUCGUUUGUGUAUGCUUUUUGAAUAAAGCUGCGUAGGGUUCUUUGCAAACAAUGGAGAGAUACAAGUUAAUCAAGGAAGUUGGUGAUGGAACAUUUGGUAGUGUCUGGAGAGCCAUUAGUAAGCAAAACAGUGAAGUUGUUGCGAUUAAGAAAAUGAAGAAGAAAUAUUACUCUUGGGAGGAGUGUGUAAACCUUAGAGAAGUCAAGUCUUUACGAAAAAUGAAUCACCCAAACGUUGUGAAGCUUAAAGAAGUUAUUCGAGAAUGUGACAUUCUGUACCUUGUUUUUGAGUACAUGGACUGCAACCUUUACCAACUUAUGAAAAAGAGGGAGAAACUAUUUUCUGAAGAUGAAGUUAGAAAUUGGUGUUUUCAAGUUUUCCAAGGCCUUGCUUACAUGCACCAGCGUGGAUACUUUCAUCGUGAUCUUAAGCCUGAAAACUUGCUGGUAACCAAGGAUAUCAUCAAAGUUUCUGAUUUCGGCCUAGCCCGAGAGAUCAGUUCACACCCACCUUAUACUGAAUAUGUAUCCACUCGGUGGUAUCGUGCUCCUGAAGUCCUGCUGCAGUCUUACCUGUAUAGCUCUAAAGUUGACAUGUGGGCAAUGGGUGCUAUUAUGGCUGAGUUGUUCACUCUCCGUCCUCUAUUUCCUGGUACCAGUGAAGCAGAUGAGAUCUACAAAAUAUGCAGUGUGAUAGGUAGUCCAACCACUGAAUCUUGGGCAGAUGGACUCCAACUUGCUAGGGAUAUCAAUUAUGAGUUCCCACAGCUUGCUAGCGUAGAUCUCUCUGUACUGAUCCCAUCUAGAAGUGAUAAUGCCAUCAACCUUAUCAGAUCACUUUGUGAAUGGGAUCCUUGCAAGAGACCAACCGCAGCAGAGGCCCUUCAACAUCCUUUUUUCCAGAGUUGCUUUUACAUCCCUCCAUCCCUUCGCCCCAGAGCAGUAACUGGAACUCCUCCAUCUGCUGGAACCAGGGGAACUGUGGAUCGGCAAGUGGUCAAAAGAUACCCUGGUGCUUUGCCUAAUAAAAAACCCACUAAUAGCUUCUCUUCCCUGAAAUCACAUCCUUCUUUACCUUCAGGUGUGCAACGGAAGCUGGAUAUGGCAAGUGAGGAUGGAAUUAAGAACAAGAAGUCAUUGAAGACUACUCAACAGUCAAAAUAUCAACCACCAGGAAAAGAGAGCCCGACUUCUAUAAAGAAAGGGAGGACCGCACGUGGGGUUUCAGAAACAGCUGAGAAGUUGGCCAAUAUGUCUAUUGGUACUCGAAGACAAUCCUUGGGGCAAACCCGUCCGCCUCCAAUGAAGGCUGGGGUCAAUUGGAGUUCUGGAUCUGGAGACUUCCUGCUCAAGCCCGCCCAACAGAUUCCAACUGGAAGAACUUUGACGAGAAAAGUUGCUUGACAAGGUGCAUUUGCUGACUUUGGAAAUAUUUUGAUGAUCAACAUUUUGAACGUUCUAAUACAUAUCUUCCAAAGGGUAUGUGGGUUCGCACUUCGCCUGAUGACUUUAUGGAGUCUAACUUACGAACUGGUUCUGAUUUUAUUAUUAUUAGGUUUUAAGUCUUUGCAUUGUGGGGCAUACUGCGUGUACCCUUGCUUCAGUUACACUGAUGCUUUUUAAUCUUUGAAUGCUUUUCAAUAAUGUGGAAUGUUGAACUAGUGAUGGCAUGGUACACAUGCAUCAUAAUUUUGUAAUGGAAAAAUAGCUGUAUUUCAAGUUCAAAAUUUGAGUUCUGAUA
Lotus japonicus is the source of this 2720-nucleotide messenger RNA. RefSeq names its product cyclin-dependent kinase F-4-like. Gene Ontology annotation, molecular function: protein serine/threonine kinase activity; ATP binding. The coding region runs from base 1031 to 2383 and encodes 450 amino acids. Gene Ontology annotation, biological process: intracellular signal transduction; protein phosphorylation. The transcript has 19 exons. Lineage: Eukaryota; Viridiplantae; Streptophyta; Magnoliopsida; Fabales; Fabaceae. The record is from RefSeq and is a predicted model, not a curated record. Gene Ontology annotation, cellular component: cytoplasm; nucleus.